Pyricularia grisea is the source of this 1484-nucleotide messenger RNA. RefSeq lists its product as uncharacterized. Gene Ontology annotation, cellular component: mannan polymerase complex. The transcript has 2 exons. The record is from RefSeq and is a predicted model, not a curated record. Gene Ontology annotation, molecular function: alpha-1,6-mannosyltransferase activity. Bases 257 to 1231 code for a protein of 324 amino acids. Lineage: Eukaryota; Fungi; Ascomycota; Sordariomycetes; Magnaporthales; Pyriculariaceae. Gene Ontology annotation, biological process: protein N-linked glycosylation.
CACGAACUGUUUAUUAUCCUGGCAAACACGUAUCAUUCGUUUCCUCGUCUCUCCGCCGCAAUAUGAUUUGUUCUUCGACCUGAAACAAAACUUCCCAACUGCCACAACUGGCCUUCGCGUACUACUGAUAACACAUCCAUCCACGACCCAGGUGCCGUAAUGCGAUCCUGCGCAUCUUUCCGCACACUAAAUUGAUUCUGGAAAGGUUGACGGGAAGCCACUCAGCCUCACUUGGAACCUGCGACCGACAAAAAACAUGUUCUCCCGGCGAUCAAAGUUCAGCCUAGUUAGCGCCGUCUUCGCGGCCAGCUCCCUCUUCUUAUUUAUACACACCUACCGGUACGGAGGCCCAGAGAAAGCCGGCGGCCUUGGCAGUUUGCUGUCGCGACCCUUUGAAGAACAGGCCAAGCCGCCGCAUCCACAUGGUACCGAAGACAAAGAUGGCAUCCCCAAGAAGCUCUGGUUCAAGCUCGGGCCGAAGGGUCUGGAUGACAACACGCGCGCUUGGUCAGAAAGUUGUACCAAAAUAAACCCGAACUAUGAAGUAUCUUUCAUGAACGAUGCAUCCGCCGACAAAUGGGUCAAACAAAAUUUUGGCAAGACACAUCCCGACCUAGUCGAGCUGUACCAAGCACUUACAGUGCCAAUUUUCAAAGCAGACAUCUUGCGCUAUCUGUUCCUCUUCCUCGAAGGCGGCGUCUACCUCGACCUCGACGUAUCCUGCGACCGACCGAUCGAAGAAUGGAUCCCGGCGCAGCACAAGGGCAAAGUCUCCAUCGUGGCCGGUUGGGAGUUUGACGUUGGUUGGGGUGAGAACUUUGUGCGGCAGUUUGCGACUUGGACCAUCAUGGCAAAGCCCAACUCGCCGCACAUGUGGAACGUAGUUCACGACAUUCAAAAGACGAUGCUCGACAAGGUUCGCGAAAAGGGCCUCGCAUCUCCCGCGAACCUGACCAUGCCCAUGCUGGGUGACGUCGUCGACGUCACGGGCCCGCGCCGCUUCACCCGCAGCGUCCUCGACAGCCUCGAGCGCAAGGGCGACAAGCCUCAGGACAUGACGCCGUACGAGAAGUUGCUCGAGCCGAAGAUCAUGGGAGACCUUCUCAUCAUGCCAGGCUGGGCGUUUGCCGGCUCGUCCAACACAUACGAGGAAUCGUUCCAGAAGCCGCCGGGGCUAGUCACGCACCACUACGCCGGAUCGUGGAAGAACAACAAGGGCGGCGAGGCUUGAUGAUUACACGUUCUCUUUUCUUCUCAAUUGUUGUGAUCUGCUUGUUUAGUUACUUUAAUUGUACAGGAACCAUACCUUGGCAUUUAAGACGGAGUUAAUAAGGAGUUUGGUUGCUAGAAAUGUUGUUCCAGACCAUGAUAGACAAAGGAAGUGCCAGGAAUGCCCACAGACACCGGCUGCUGUGAUAGUUUUUUGAGGAUGCUUGUUAUAGUAUUUGAGCAGAUGUAAAAUCUGUAGCUGCCAAUGUCAAGGG